AUGAUGGGCGACUCAUUACAUUCUCUCAAGGAGCAACCGGCGCAGCCAACAAAUCUUCAGCAUGGUGCUCUAUCCGCUGACGAGCUCGAGCUUCGUGCUCAGGGCCACAAGGGAGAGCUUCCCCGAAAUUUCUCUACGCUUUCCACGUUAGCCAUCGCCUUCCUCUUGACGAGCGCCUGGAUUGGGUAUUCAGCAACUUUUCCAUACCCCUUAUUAGCCGGUGGUGGGCCGUACGUGUUUUGGGGCCUAAUCGUCGCCACGAUCGCAUGCUCCCUCAUCACUGCCGGAUUGGCAGAGUUGAGCUCUGCGUACCCUUCAACAGGAGGACAAUACCAUUUUACAUUCAUGGUGUCAUCCGAAAAGACUCGGGCAGGCACUGCGUUCGUCGUGGGUUGGCUCUCCGUCAUUGCCUACUGUCUCUUCACGGCCAGUGCGACCAUUGUUUGUGCCCAAAUCACGGCCGCAAUCGCUGGCUUCUGGCAUGAGAACUACGUGGCAACCCAGUGGCAGAUCUACUUGAUGUAUAUCUUGUACCAGGCGGUCGCAACAGCCGUAGUUGUGUUGUUCCCCCGACAGCUACCCAAAACGGAGAUUGGAUUCUUUCUGAUCAGCGUUUCCGGCUGCAUUGUCUUCUUUAUCACUGUGCUUUCCGCAAGUGAAACCAAACAGCCAGCCGAGGUCGUUUUUACCGAAGUUGUCAAUGUUACCGGCUGGAGUGAUGGAGUGUCUUUCAUCUUGGGGGUGGGAACGUGCAUGUACGCUUAUAUUGCCACGGAUGGGGCGUCGCAUAUCGCAGAGGAAAUCCCAAAUCCUGGUAAGGGUGUCCCUAGAACGAUGAUGCUCAGCCUGGGCAUAUCAGCCAUCAGUGUCAUUCCCUGGACUUUGGCAUUCCUCUUCUCGACCAAUGACCUCGAAGCUGUUGCGUCCUCCACCUUUCCGAUCCUCGAGGUCUACCAACAAGCUUUGCACAACCGUUCUGGAGCCACUUUCCUUGCUGUAUGGCUUCUCGUCAUCUAUUUUGGCUCGGUUGUCAGUGUAGUCGCAGCGACGGGCCGUCUCACUUGGGCUUUUGCCCGUGAUAACGGUCUUCCAUACUCACCUGUCUUUGCGAAGAUCAACCCCACCCUCCAAAUGCCAGUCAACGCCACGAUCGCUGCAAGUGUGUUCGUCGCCUGCUAUGGUGCAAUCUACGUGGGUUCCACGACAGCCUUCAACAGUUUCAUCUCGAUGUCCAUUCUGUCCCUCAAUGUGACGUACGCGAUUCCGCAAGGCAUCGUUUUCUUCCGAGGACGAGAACAGGUCCUUCCUCACACUCGCCAGUUCAACCUGGGCAAGGUCUUUGGUCCUUUUUGCAACAUCUUUUGUGUGUGUUGGGUCUCCUUGUACACCGUGUUGUUCUGCCUGCCCACCUUCUUACCUGCUGAGGCCGAGGCUAUGAACUAUGUUUCUGUCGUCGUAGCUGGUUGUGCUUUGAUCAUUAUUAUCAUGUGGUUCUCUGGGAAGAGAAAGACGUUUGUCGGACCGAUUAUAAAUAUGGAAUUGCUCGAGGCGGCUAAAAUCCACCAUAUUGAUGCCGAGACUCAAGCGACGGUCCUGACUGGCGAGAAACUCCUUGACAAGAAAUGA
Messenger RNA from Exophiala bonariae, 1626 nucleotides. RefSeq lists its product as uncharacterized. Gene Ontology annotation, molecular function: transmembrane transporter activity. The transcript has 4 exons. Gene Ontology annotation, cellular component: membrane. Gene Ontology annotation, biological process: transmembrane transport. The record is from RefSeq and is a predicted model, not a curated record. The coding region runs from base 1 to 1626 and encodes 541 amino acids. NCBI's taxonomy places the organism in Eukaryota, Fungi, Ascomycota, Eurotiomycetes, Chaetothyriales, Herpotrichiellaceae.